UAUUUAUUUCCCCUUUCUUUUCUCCCACUAAAGUAAAAUCCCAUUUCUGGUUUCUCUUUAUCUCUCACACACUAACACGAACAAUCUAUCUCAAACUCACACCUUUUAGAGAGAAGAAAGAAACUUUUACUCUUUUUUUUCCUCUUUUUCUUUCCCAUUGCUGUGUGAGUGUGUGACUGUGUGUUGGGAGUGUGGGGGAAUGUGAAUAGCGAUGAUAGUGAGAUAAUGAUGAUGAUGAUGAUGAUGAUGGUGUGUUUCAUCCACUCUUCCCCUCGAUCUUUUGCUUUCCUCCUAACUUAAGAUUAUACUUACACAGAUUCGAUUCAUAUCUUCCUUCUGUUCUUCUCCCCUUUUUUUCUCUUCCUUCUUUGUUCAUUUAUAUACACAUUGAUGAUGAUUGAAACUCGAAAAUCUACGACAAUGUCUUCCUAGUUUGGGUUGCUUCUCGACUGAUUCGAGGUGGGUUUCUUGUUUUUUGUUUUCAUUUUCCCAGAAAACUAGAAUGGAGGGAAUCUUUUCGGACACUGAUUGAGAACUUUGUGCCGGGAAACAUGGGGAACCGUUCAAUGUCGACGAUUUCUUCUUGUUAGAGAAAAUAAAAGUGUGAUUUUCUUCUUCUUCAGCUGCAUUGGAAAAUGAGUUAAUUUUUUUUUUUUUUGGGUACCAAAUUAUUUUUGUUGAGGGAUAAUUUGUGGGAUUUUUCUUUCUUCGAGCUAGAUUUUUUGGACCAUCCAUUUCUUAUUCUUCUUUGUUUCAGUUAAACCCCAUUUUUCUGAUACUUUUUAGGUUUCCCUUUUUUCUGUACUUUCUGCAAAAUUCGAGUGAUUUCUGCAGUCAUUCUAUCGUAUUUGCAAUAUUAAUGAUGAAAAUGAAGAAGCUGCCAAGUAGUUCAUUAAUGGCUACAAGGUCCGGAGGAUCAAAGCCCCAAAAAUCCCAUAAUAAAUUAACUAAUUAUAAUAACAAUGGGAGGAAGCAACAGCAGCAGACUAAUUAUUCACCUGCUUCUUCCACUACAUCGUCUUCAAAGCAUUUUCCUGAGACCACUUCAGGUGAUGGAUUGAGCUCCCCGGCUUCCUCCUCUGCCCGUAGUAGGCCUCCGGCGGCGGCGGCGGCCCCGCACUACUUGUAUUCCGAUGGUUCGGCAGUGGCAUUGGAGGAGGAGGUGGUGGUCCAGAGAUCCAAAGAGAAUGUUACUGUCACUGUUCGGUUUCGGCCUCUAAGCCCUAGAGAAAUUCGACAAGGGGAGGAGAUUGCAUGGUAUGCAGAUGGUGAUACCAUUGUUAGAAAUGAGCACAAUCCCUCUAUUGCUUAUGCAUAUGAUCGUGUGUUUGGCCCUACAACCACUACACGCCAUGUCUAUGAUGUUGCUGCUCAGCAUGUCAUUAGCGGUGCCAUGGAGGGAAUCAAUGGUACAAUCUUUGCUUAUGGUGUCACUAGCAGUGGGAAGACUCAUACAAUGCACGGUGAUCAGAGAUCUCCUGGGAUUAUACCGUUGGCCGUGAAGGACGCUUUCAGCAUUAUCCAGGAGACUCCGAGCAGAGAAUUCCUCCUCCGUGUAUCAUAUCUGGAAAUUUAUAACGAGGUUGUCAACGAUUUGCUGAAUCCAGCUGGCCAGAACUUAAGAAUUAGAGAGGAUGCUCAGGGAACUUUUGUCGAAGGCAUAAAAGAAGAAGUUGUUCUAUCACCAGCUCAUGCCCUAUCUUUAAUUGCUGCCGGGGAAGAGCACAGGCACGUUGGUUCUACAAAUUUCAACUUACUUAGCAGCAGAAGCCACACAAUAUUUACAUUGACUAUAGAGAGUAGCCCAUGCGAAAAUUCCGAAGGAGAAGCUGUUACCUUGUCACAACUAAAUCUCAUUGACUUGGCUGGCUCUGAGAGCUCUAGAGCUGAAACUACAGGUGUACGACGAAAAGAGGGCUCUUAUAUCAAUAAAAGCCUGCUAACUCUUGGAACUGUUAUAUCGAAGUUAACUGAUGGGAAAGCUACUCAUAUUCCAUACAGGGACUCCAAACUGACCAGGCUCCUUCAGUCCUCAUUAAGUGGCCAUGGUCGUGUAUCGCUUAUUUGCACUGUUACUCCGUCAUCAAGCAAUACUGAAGAGACACAUAACACACUGAAGUUUGCACACCGAGCAAAACAUAUUGAAGUUCAGGCAGCACAAAACAAGAUAAUCGAUGAGAAAUCUCUUAUCAAAAAGUACCAAAAUGAAAUCCGUUGUUUGAAAGAAGAGUUGGAGCAACUAAAGAGAGGCAUUGUUACGGUUCCUCAAGUGAAGGACAGUGGAGAUGAUUUUGUGCUCCUAAAACAGAAGCUAGAAGAUGGUCAGGUUAGGCUGCAAUCAAGGUUGGAACAAGAAGAAGAAGCAAAGGCUGCUUUAUUGGGAAGAAUACAACGGUUGACAAAAUUAAUCUUAGUGUCCACAAAAGCUCCAUCGUCCAGAUUUCCUCAGCGCCCUGGUCCAAGGAGACGGCAUUCUUUUGGAGAAGAAGAGCUUGCCUAUCUUCCUCACAAAAGGCGGGAUCUGAUCUGGGAUGAUGAAAAUGUUGAUUUGUAUGUAUCUCUUGAUGGCAAUGCCGAAACUCCUUAUGAGACACUGAAGGAGGAGAAAAAAACGAGGAAAAAUGGAUUGCUGAAUUGGUUAAAACUACGGAAGCGAGAUAAUGGCAUGGGCACAUUGACAAGCACAAGUGAGAGAUCCAGUGGAGGAGCCAAGUCUACUAGUACACCCUCAACCCCGCAGGCUGAGAGUGUGAACAUUCGCAUGGAAUCAAGACUCUCUCAUUCUCUGCCCUCUGAAAGCACCCCAUCCGCAGAGCAUUUACCUGAAGCCAUACAUGAUAGAGAAGUGCAGGAGGGUAACUUUUCUGCACAGGAAACUCCCCUGACUAGCAUGAAGACAAUCGAUCAGAUUGACCUUCUGCGGGAGCAGCAAAAGAUCUUAUUGGGUGAAGUGGCACUUCAUACAAGUUCUCUGAAGAGAUUGUCUGAGGAGUUGACACAUCAACCUAGGAAGGAACACAUUCAAGAUGAGAUCCGGAAAUUGAAUGAUGAAAUCAAGAGGAAGAAUGAACAAAUAGCUUCGCUGCAAAAGCAAAUUGCAGAUUCGAUCCUUUCUUCUGAUGAAAAUUUGGAAAAUUUGGAUGAAUCACAAUCUGUUGCUGAACUUGUGGCACAAUUGAAUGAGAAAUCAUUUGAACUUGAGGUUAAAGUUGCUGAUAACCGAAUUAUUCAAGAACAGCUAAAUCAAAAGAUUGAUGAAUGUAAAGAAUUGGAGGAAAUGAUAACUUCCUUGAAUAAACAACUAUCUGAUGCUUUAGAGCACCAGAGGCAUCAUGGUGAAAUUAAAAAUUUGGAAACGACAACAAAGGAAGCCUUGAUUCUUCAAGCUCAGGAAAUGGAGAUUCAAGAGCUUAAAAGGAAAGUGCAUGAAUUGACUGAGUCAAACGAGCAGCUGGAACUUAGGAACCAGAAAUUGGCUGAGGAAAGCACAUAUGCCAAGGGAUUAGCGUCAGCUGCUGCAGUUGAGUUAAAGGCACUGUCCGAGGAAGUUGCUAAAUUAAUGAACCAGAAUGAGAGAUUAACUGCUGAGUUGGCAGCAGCAACAGCACCGAAAAGCUCUCCCAGCCAGCAACAGCAGCGCCGGAACAGCUUAUCCUCCUCUCGCAAUGGCCGAAGAGAUAGUCUCAGCAAACAAGGUGCCGUGGCCCCCCCUGAUCACCUGAAGAGAGAACUGGCAUUGGCCCGUGAGAGGGAACUCGCUUAUGAGGCCGCUUUAGUGGAAAAGGAUCAAAGGGAGGCUGAGUUGCAGAGUAAAGUAGAAGAGUCGAAACAACGAGAAGCAUACCUAGAAAAUGAACUUGCAAACAUGUGGGUUCUGGUGGCAAAGUUGAAAAAGUCUCAAGGUGGUGCUGAAAGUGAUGUUAGUGAAGCGGUUGGCACAGAGAGUCAGAACCAUCUUCUUGAAAUGUGGAAUCGGUGAAAAAAGAAACCUACAUCUAUGACACAUUCAUAGUUAGCCGGAAAUAGAGUGAGAAGACGGGGGAAAAGAAAGACAAUGAAAUCCGUGUUUGUAGUUUGUUGCUGUUUGGGUUUUUUGAGUUUUGUCCACUUCUGAUUCUGAAUUUGGUCUAGGCUCAGAUGUUGCUUGUAAAAAUCAGGUUUGUCUUGGUUGUUCUUGCGGUUUUUUGUAGGUAAAAUGUCAUCAUUAAUCUCAAUGAAAUUGCCUCAACAUUUGUAUCGGUGUGAGGUGUUCCUAUGUAAAUAUUAUGUGUUUGUCUCUUGCUACAUACUACUGCAUUUAGUCAAAGGAGAAAACAUCCAUGCAAUGUUUUGAAGAAUUCCUCCUGAUGGGAUGAUAUUCUUGUUUGUCGUUAAAAGGGUG
Molecule: messenger RNA, 4381 nt
Organism: Oldenlandia corymbosa var. corymbosa
Lineage: Eukaryota; Viridiplantae; Streptophyta; Magnoliopsida; Gentianales; Rubiaceae
Source: the annotation of a GenBank genome assembly